Molecule: messenger RNA, 1511 nt
Organism: Eurytemora carolleeae
Lineage: Eukaryota; Metazoa; Arthropoda; Copepoda; Calanoida; Temoridae
Product: vesicle transport protein GOT1B
Exons: 5
Coding region: 894-1304 (136 amino acids)
Biological process (GO): endoplasmic reticulum to Golgi vesicle-mediated transport; retrograde transport, endosome to Golgi
Cellular component (GO): endoplasmic reticulum; membrane
Source: RefSeq, a predicted model, not a curated record
CUUUAAAAUAUUUUUUUAGUACCUUUGGAGACUGUUAGAAUUUUUGUUGAAAACAAGGAUGGAUCGUUUUCCCCUGCUCCUUCUCCUACUCCUCAAUCAGAUAGGUUCAGUAAGGUUCCUGGCAAGCACAAGAUUAAAGCCCAUGAGCUGAAAACCUUCUUAAAGGUUGGAAGUACUGGUCUUGAACCCCAGGGAGCUUCCACCUUUGAUAUAGAAUGGAUUCCAGAUCUACUACCAACCACCAAGAUUGGGGAACUAAGGAUUCAGUUUGAGUACGGGCAUAUGCAGAACGGACAGUUAGAUCCAAGAUUUCGAUAGUUCCGGUCAACAUGAUAAGCUGUACUGUGUGCAGUACAUUGCUGUACAGUGUAAAGUGCAUUACAAUUUAUUUGUUAAAUACUUAUUUAUUUUUUUGUAUUUUUUUUCAAUAUUUUUUUUAAGCAUUGCUGUGAAUUUUUCGAGACUUUAAACUGAUUUUUGUAUACAUGGUUAUUGGUUACACACACAAGAUGAGACUGAUAAAAACUCAUUUGAUUUGGCGAUCUCAAGGAUAAAUGAAGUAUUUGAUGAUUUAAUACUGAUUUUGCAAAGAAAGAAACAAGUUUACAGUUGCAGCAAAAUGAAUUUUAGUAAAGAUACAGUAUAAAUUCCGCGAAGUCGUCUCUGAGGAGUAACCCUGUAUAUUAAAAUAUAAUAUAUAUUGCAAAAUUAUGCAACUGGCAAGUUUACCGAUGUAUCACUAAUUUAACAAAUAAAAAACUCAUCAGUUUUCAAAUAAAAUAAAUUCUUGCAGUUCUCAAAAUGAUGUAAUUUUUGAAAACCUGUUUUAAAGUUUGUACCUCAAGAAGUCUGUCUAGUGCAGUUUACAUGAUAUAGUUUUAUUUAUUCUUCAGAUGGAAGUUACAAAUAUGCAAAAACUGGGAGUUGGGCUUUCGAGCUUUGGAGUAUUCUUUCUUCUCCUAGGCGUUCUACUUCUCUUCGACAAGGGUCUUCUUGCCAUAGGAAACCUGUUCUGCCUAGCAGGACUAGGAUGUGUGAUGGGUCUGGAAAAGUCGUCUUCUUUCUUCCUUCAGCCCGAGCGGAAAAAGGGCAGCGCUGCGUUCCUGGGUGGAAUAGUAGUUUUGCUUUCCGGAUAUCCCUUCAUUGGAAUGCUUAUUGAAGCCUACGGGUUUGUCGCUUUGUUCGGAGGAUUUUUCCCCAUGGCCAUAUCAUUCCUGAGACAGGUGCCUGUGAUUAGUUUGCUUCUGGCUCUACCCGGAGUAUCUGAUAUUUGUGAUCGAAUAGUUGAUCCCAAAUCUCAAUAGAGGAUAUUUGGGAUAGAAUUGUUGUUCCCAAAUCUCAAUAGAGGAUAUUUGGGAUUAAUAUUAUCCGAUUAAUGGAUCAGAAUUAUUAACAUAAAUAUAAUCAUAAAACUGAAUUCUUAAAUAAUAUUAUCCGAUUAAUGGAUCAGAAUUAAUGACUAUAGUCUGAUAUAUGUGAUAUGAAACACUACUUUUUUAUGUGUCUUAAAA